This is a messenger RNA of Nematocida homosporus, 1806 nucleotides long. RefSeq lists its product as uncharacterized. Gene Ontology annotation, cellular component: membrane. The record is from RefSeq and is a predicted model, not a curated record. The transcript has a single exon. Bases 1 to 1806 code for a protein of 601 amino acids. Lineage: Eukaryota; Fungi; Microsporidia.
AUGAUUAAGCCUAUUGAGAGAAAUUCAGCCCAUUUGCUUGUUUUUCUAGUCGGUUUGGCCUAUAGCGCCAUAAAUAUUAUCCAACCCAAAUUGUUCCGUUUAAAAGACCACGCAUUAACCAAUGCUUUAUUCCUACCAUGCAACUACGCCGUAAUGAUCUUACUACUACUGGCACUACUCUAUCGCACCAAACAGAAGCAGUUAGGCGAGUACCAUAAGAUCCAUGGAGUUUUAUUGAUAAGCGGUAUGAUAUACUUACUAUUAGCCCGAUUAGGAAGUCAUCCAGUUCUAUCUCAAAUUGGAUCUUUAGUCCACCAGUACGUCUUUCUUUACUUCUUAGGAGGUCUAGUGCAAUCUUUGCGCUUCCUCCCGGGUGUAGCUCUACUAGCCCGUGAAGUAGGUCCUAAUGCCCAUGGUGGGUUUAAAGUAGGCUAUUUAGCCUUAAAUGUAGCUAUUUACUCAACGCAUACGUAUAGUAUGGACUUCUUUCGGAGUCAGUUAUCUCUACCGAUAGCAGAUUAUGGGUAUAUUGGUUCAAUGUCGAUCUUUUACUUGGCGAAUAUCUUCUUUAGUGCGGCGGCUGAUCGGUACAAGAUAACCAAGAAAAUGACUAUUAUUUUAGCUCUACUAUCUACUGUGGUUUAUAGUGGGUUCUUUUUGUUGCGAGAUAUGCAGUGUCGGAAUGUUUUGAUUAUUUGUAUGGUCUAUUCUUUGUACGUGAUUUUACUAUCACCAGUCUUUCCUUUGUACGAUGCUUUGAUCUUAGCUCAGUUGGAUAAAGAGCAUCAGGCAACGACUCCGGAGUUGAAGAAGGAGAUCUUUUCUCGGAUUAGAAUGUGGGCUAGUAUUGGUCAUGCUUUUUCUGGGGUGAUUAUCUCGCAUAUUCAUAAGACUUUCCGAGCAGUAGAAGCAGUAGAUAGUCGUAGUGAGGAGGAGUCAAAUAGUUCUUUGUUUUCUGUUUUAAUGGGAGUUCUUAUCUCAAGUAUAAUUUUGUUUGUUUUGAUAACAACUAAGUAUGUGGAUGAAAAAGAUAGCACUAAAGUAACUGGAGCAAAACCAAGUACUACUAGUGAGACAUCUUUAAAUGAGAGUAGUAGUAAGAAAGAGACAGAUGGUGAAGAUAAGGAAGAGAUAGGAGUAGUGAGUAGUAGUAGUGGGAAGAGUAAUAGUAGGGAAUUACUGCUUAAUCCUGACUUCCUUUUCUUGUUGUUUGUGAUUACUUCGAUUGGAGUGACUAGAGGUGUUUCUUCUUAUUAUUUGGUGACGUAUAUGACUGUUUACUUUAAGAAGAAGUUCUCAAGUAUUACGGCUAUCUUUUGUAUCCGGACAUUUAGUGAGAUGAUUAUUAUGUACUCUAGUAAGCCUCUUUUGAAACACUUUGGAUACCAUUGGUUACUUUACUUCUCUUUGAUUGCUGUGGCUGUACGGGAGUUUAAUUAUGCUAUUAUGCCGCAGGGGCAGUAUACAGUGGUUUAUGCGGCUGUUAAUGAAGUGCUUAAGGGUAUUAGUGCUUCUUGCUUGAUAGUUAGUGCGGUGAAUAUUGCUAAUGCAUAUGGGGGGAAGCAUAACAAAGGGUUGGCCCAGGCUUGUUAUAGUGGGUGUUAUAAUGGGAUGUCUAUUCUUAUCUCUUCUUUAGUAGGAAUGGUGGCCGUACGGGUGUUUAAAGACUUCCGAUCUCUUUUCUUUGUUUCUUCUCUUAUUGGGUUUAGUUGUUCUAUUCUGGUGAUUAUCAAGUAUCAAAUUAUUGAUAAGCGUAUUAGAAAGAAGCAUCUUAGCUCAGUCCGUAGAGCCGCUGCUACCAGCUAA